AUGUAUCAAAUCAGUGUUUUUAUCCUCUCAGAUAAGUCUGGUAGCAAUCCGUUCCACUCUGAAGCAAAGAUAAUGCAUGACAUAUUUCGUGGGAAAUUUAGUGGGAGGGCACUCUGUGGCGCCCUUAUUUGUGGAUGCUCUAUCUUUCUUUUUCUCUUAAGAGACAUGGCUGAACUGCUUUCUGGCGUCAAGAUUCAACUAAAAGAUGGUAGUCAAGUGGAUGCAGGAGAUUAUCUCAAGGGGAAGAUGGUUGGUCUCUAUUUUUCCGCUAGCUGGUGUCCUCCUUGUCGUGCUUUCACUCCCAAAUUGAAGAGAUUCUAUGAAGCGGUCAAGGAAACACAUCCAGAAUUCGAGAUCGUACUAGUCUCUCGUGACAAGGAAGCUGACGAACUUUUUGAAUAUUACGAUGAACAUAUGGGUGAUUGGACUUUCAUUCCGUUUGGGGAUCCGAAGAUCGAGGAAUUAUUGGAGAAGUAUGAAGCUAGGACAAUUCCUGGCAUGAGGGUUAUCAAACCGGACGGUACCGUUGUGGUGAAAGAUGCGCGCCAAGAAAUCCAGGAGAAGGCGACUGAGGAUCCCGAAGCACUCUUUGAGGAAUGGGAGGCAUUUUAUAUGUAA
Molecule: messenger RNA, 618 nt
Organism: Necator americanus (New World hookworm)
Lineage: Eukaryota; Metazoa; Nematoda; Chromadorea; Rhabditida; Ancylostomatidae
Exons: 7
Coding region: 1-618 (205 amino acids)
Source: RefSeq, a predicted model, not a curated record